Molecule: messenger RNA, 3135 nt
Organism: Lingula anatina
Lineage: Eukaryota; Metazoa; Brachiopoda; Lingulata; Lingulida; Lingulidae
Source: RefSeq, a predicted model, not a curated record
AUGAAAUACGAGGAACAAUUUAACCGCUUUUGUCUAGAAUCCAAGCACGGAUACCAAAGUCUGCAGUACGACACUUUAAAAAGUUUCAUACAGCGAUCCAGUGGAAAUGACAGCGAAGGAGAAUUUGUCCAAAUUCUCAUUGACGAGUUAGGAAGAACCAAACAAUUCAUCUCCGUCAAAAUCAAGGAACUUCGAAUAACACUGCAGAGAUUACAGAACCAAGAAGAUGAUUUACAGCAAAAAUGUCAAAGCUCGAAGAGUAAACGCGAAAACGGAUUCUCGCCGAUUCAAAGAUUAACUGAGCUCACUGACAAUUUUGUUGAAGAGCUUAAAGAAUUGGCCAAAUUCACUUUGCUGAAUGGUGAGGGGUUCCGUAUGAUAGUCGAACAACACGACAAGCUAACCGGGGUCGUCAGCAACUGGUAUUUUGCCCAGAACCACGAGCAGUUUUUUGGGAGGGCCUUCAACGAACUAGAGGCCUUUCUGUUUCACGUAAGCGCUGUUUACGGUACCAUUAGAAGUGUCCAAGCAGAGUGCGAGGGAUCCAAGGGCUCAGACUCGGAAGAAAAUGGCGAAAGUGAUGUGUUUGAAAGGAAAAGCGUGAAGUAUUGGGUGAAGGCGGAAGAUACGUUUGCUGUCAAGGCAGCUUUGAUAAAACACUUGCCAGUUUAUGUGUUCAAGGACAAAAAAAGGACCAAAUUUCCGGCAAAACAGAAAAUAUCUCCAGACGAAAACCUGUUAGAGAGUACUCCACCAUCUACAACAUGGGUCUCUUCGGUGUAUUUAGACAACCCUAGUUUGGCCUGCUACCACAGGCGGGUAAAGCUUGAGGAAGGAGCAUUUUUAAUUCGAUUACGAUGGUACAAUCUACCGCAUGGCAAAAACAGUCCAAGAAUAGACGGCCCGCCCGGUGCAGAGGUGUUUGUGGAGAGGAAGACCCAUCAUGAAAGCUGGGUGUGGGAGAGCAGCAUUAAAGAACGUUUUCUAUUGGCUGAGGAUGACGUCAAAGGAUAUAUGCUUGGAGAGUCAAAGUCUAUUCCACGGGAAGCAAAGAAAGCACUGGCUAGUGACAUACAGGGGCAAAUAACCAAAGAAAACCUGCAGCCCCUAGUGAGGACGGUGUAUAAGAGGACGGCAUUUCAGCUACCAGACAAUAAUGACGUACGGAUUACUAUCGAUGUUGACUUAACCAUGAUAGACGAGGGGGAUCGUCUUAGAUGCGAGUCUGAGUGGAAGCGCAAUGAAGAAGGUAUAAUCAAGAACCAAGAUUAUCGGUUGUUUCCGUACACAAUCCUCGAAGUGAAGCUCAGGAUUCCUCCGCCUGAGUGGCUUGAUGCCCUAGUGGAAUCUCCAUUCAUCCGCCCUGUGCCAAAGUUUUCCAAGUUUCAACACUCGGCUGCUAGCUUUUUUCCUCUCAAAGUCAAGGAAUUUCCAUAUUGGUACAAUGAUGAUGUAAUUCAGAAGAAUAACCGUGUUUAUAACAAGGUUAUUUCAGACCGUGGCAAAAAUGAUUACCUCUUCCAGGAUGAGGAUUCUGCCUAUGUCACAGCUGGCGAUCAUUCCUCCGGCACUUUGAAUUACGCCGGAUCCAGUCGUGAGAGCAUCACCAUGACAAUUGAAAGUGGGAAAAUUCCCGACAUCCAGGAGGAACAGAAAAGUCUGAGAUACAGAAACUUCAUUCUGCCCAAGUUCUCGAAGACUCAUCACAAGACAAAUCCAGAUAACCAGAAAGAGCAACCAAAAGCCAUGAAACGUCUGAAAGUAGAACCAAAAACAUAUUUUGCAAAUGAAAGAACCUUCAUUCAAUGGCUAACGUCUUCGCUAUUAUUGGUAACUCUCAGUGGUGCCUUGGUGUCCCUUGGGGACAGAGACGCUCGAGUGGUAGGUCUGCUGUUCAUGCCCCUGGCCAUACUGAUACUGAUAUACGCCGCCGUAAUGUUCUAUCUGAGACUGUACAGGAUCAGACAUCACUCCAAGUCGGGCUACCAUGACGUCAUUGGACCUGCCGUUCUGACCGUGUUUCUGUGUGUGGCCAUGUUGUCCACCUUCUCUCUGCACUUUAGAAAAUAUUCCUCUUUGUUCAAAGAAGAAGAUAUUCCUGAAAUACCACUGCCAAAAUCAAAUUUGCAUUUUGGUCUUCACGAGUCUCACCGUUGUCACAGACUGAACAUAAGCCUGCCCCCGUUUUUUGAGCCGAGUGAUGCGUUGCUGGAUCACUCUGGUCUGUACCUGUGGACAUGUUCUGGGAAUGUUUUGGCCAAAAUCCACCUCCAGAGUGAAAAAGUUGAGGAAUACAUACAGAUCAGCGAAAAAGAAAGAUAUGAUAUUGAAGGGUUGACCUUCGGUAGUUCAGCGGCACCGGAUGUGAUCUACAUCGCCACGGAGUACCCAACCAACCAGGCACUGCUCUACAACCUGCAGGAUCAAACGGUUGUCGAUGCCAUAGAGCUGAAUCAGUUUCUAGGCGAGAAACCAGUCUUCGAAGGCAUAACCUACAGCGAAAUGUCCUGGUACGGCAAUCCCCAAAAAGACAAUACCUCUGGCACAUUCUUCGGCUCGUCGACUGACUUUAUCCAGGUCUUCUUUCUGAAGUCGGAGACAUCAUCUGGGAAACCAGUGCCAGUGCCUUUGCAGGCUAUAGAAGUAGAAACCAAGAUUGGGUCGCUGACAGUUUUCAAUAACUCCUUGUUUGCUCUAUUGGACAACCUUCGUGUCCUGCGCUCGUGGGACUUGGCAACCUCUGAGAUGCGAGAAUACAAACUACCCACGGCCAGCAAGCAGUGGGAAGGAAUAGCAUUCGAUAACACUGUCCUGAACUCUUCAUCUCCUCCUGGGGAAGUAAUAACUUAUCUUGUAAUGGAUUCACCGCCACAAAUCUGGCAGCUUUUAUUUUCAAGAGAGAAAGGAUUCUUGGAAUGUUAAUUUCCUUGUUUUGGUAAAAUCUAAAAAAAAAAUCAGAAGGGCAUUGCAUCUUAAGUUGAAAAACAUUUCGGUAAAAAAGGUUUGGAUUGGUAGUUAGAGUUUACGUACCAAAGGUUCUCUCAUUUCAGCAUCAGCUGAAUUGAAAGUAUGCAGAGCACUUCAUCUUAUAAAUCCUUGCAUUUUUAUUUGCAUUGCAACAGAUGAAUAUCGGUA